CGCGACACAAACCGUGUUCGACAACGAUGCGAGUCGGUUUCGUCAUAUAAAUUCGAGAAGCGUCACGUGUUGAUUGGGUCGCUCACGUGACCCCCCACUGGAUGGGCCAAUAGAGUGGCAGAGUUUUUUUUCGGAUCAGAGCGAAAAGAAAAGAGGUGGGUGGGGGGGAGAAAUAAUUUUCCCUUUGCGAUUUUUAAUCCUUCAACAGCGAAAGGGAUCGUCGGCUACUGUAUCCUGCACUGCGGAAAGCUGAUCGGUUGACCGACUCCACCACCACCUCCUCUCUCACGUGACUACACCCCUUCCUUUCACUUCCAACCCCAACAUGGAACCCAUCAAGGUCCAAUCAGAAGGCGGCCUCAACGUGACCCUCACCAUCAGGCUGCUGAUGCAUGGAAAGGAGGUGGGAAGCAUCAUAGGAAAGAAAGGGGAGACUGUGAAGAAAAUGCGCGAAGAUAGUGGCGCCCGCAUCAACAUCUCGGAGGGGAACUGCCCCGAGCGGAUAGUGACCAUCACGGGGCCGACAGAUGCCAUUUUCAAGGCCUUCGCCAUGAUCGCCUACAAGUUUGAAGAGGAUAUAAUCAACUCCAUGAGCAACAGUCCAGCCACAAGUAAGCCACCAGUAACCCUGAGGCUUGUUGUUCCUGCCAGCCAGUGUGGCUCCCUCAUCGGCAAAGGAGGUUCCAAGAUUAAAGAAAUGAGAGAGUCCACCGGAGCUCAGGUCCAGGUGGCAGGCGACAUGUUGCCCAACUCCACCGAGAGAGCAGUGACCAUCUCUGGGGCGCCAGAAGCCAUCAUCCAGUGUGUCAAACAAAUAUGUGUGGUGAUGCUGGAGUCCCCACCGAAAGGUGCCACCAUCCCCUACCGCCCAAAGCCUGCCUCCACCCCUGUCAUUUUUUCAGGUGGCCAGGUAAGAGCAGACCCACUGGGGGCGUCCACAGCCAACCUCAGCCUCUUACUGCAGCACCAGCCACUGCCUGCUUACACUAUCCAAGGACAGUACGCCAUCCCUCAUCCUGAUCAGUUGAGCAAGCUCCACCAGUUGGCUAUGCAGCAAACCCCCUUUACCCCCCUCGGACAGACCACCCCUGCCUUCCCCGCAGCAGGUCUGGAUGCCAGUAACCAGGCCAGUACUCAUGAACUCACCAUUCCCAAUGAUCUAAUAGGCUGCAUAAUCGGACGCCAGGGAACCAAAAUCAACGAGAUCCGUCAGAUGUCUGGGGCGCAGAUCAAAAUUGCUAACGCCAUGGAAGGGUCAUCGGAGCGCCAGAUCACCAUCACAGGGACCCCCGCCAACAUCAGCCUGGCUCAGUACCUCAUUAAUGCAAGGUUCAGAGACGUGGCGGCCAUGUGGAACGACCCAUCAUCCAUGACCACAUCCUGAGAUCCCUGACUGGCUCCUUCGUUUGGCCCUUUCCAAUGACCGACUACCGCAGACAACCCUGAUGAAGCCCCUCGGACUCUGGCUCUGGCUCUCCGAAAACCUUGACCACCUCACCACCCUGGAUGACCCUACAUCAGGGAUGGUUUGGUGCUUGUUUUAAUUUCAGAGAGCCAAAUUAAUUAAAUGAUUUUAAAAAAUAUAUGAAAAACUCUCUGUUGAUUAGGUUUUUUUUUUAGAGAACUGUUAAAGCAUGUUGAAUGUUUAUUAGAAAAACACUUGUGUUUAUUUUUAUUCAGUUUCUCUUCAUUUAUUGCUUUUUCUAAUUAUCUGUCAGUGCUGCGUCAUAGAACAUUUAAAGGUAUUAGCAAAAGACUGAAGAUUUUUGUAGAACGUAGGUAUUUGUAUAUUACAAAACAGCUGCUCAGUGAUGCUAUCGGUAGAGUGCGGGGUGGGAUGUAGUCAAAUGAUUCAAUUUUGAUGAAAUAAUUUCAAAAGUAAAAAAAAAAAAUUGACUUUUCCUUCGCUAAUCUCUGCCCAAGACUCUUUUGCUGCAUCACAUGACCCUUUGAAGCCAAUGGUAUCACUCAUCCAGCCUCCCUUCUCAUGUUAAUUUCCUCUAUUUACAAUAUUGCUUAUAUUGCAUGUGUUCAGUGUCGUGUCGUUGUGUAUUUGAGUAAAAAAAACACUCCGUGUUUGCGCUUCUUCAGAUGUUACUCUUAUAUCUUUGUGCUCCUCUUUCUUUUCCGCAAACUUUUUCAGCAUUUUUGGCCGUUCACGCCCAGUCCUACUCCCUGCCCAGACAGAAAGACUUUCCAGCAUAGCCUCCUUUGGAAACCAAUUAAUAGUAUAUACCGUAGUUGCAUGAAUGGGAAUUAGUGAAAAUCAGUCACCUAAACACUGAUGAAAAAUUUUAAUGAUUGUUUACUAACUUAUUUUUAUUAUGUAUUUGUUUUGUACAAGGACUAUUGUGACUUAACACAUUAGUCGACUACGCGGAGCUCAUGCAAUAGACUAUUCAACACUUUACUCUGGACUGCCUCCGAUGUGGGAGGAUUAGAUGGACUUUCAAGCCAGGUGUUCAUCCAAACUUUUCAGCCUUUUCGGUUAAGUCCGAAGAGGCCUAAAGGUUUGGACAAAGCCCAAUGGUACUUUUGGGGCCAAGGAAUGUUCAGGGGUUCAUUAGUGGGGGGAACCCACAGGGCCUGGGCGGACGUGACCACUCAGUCUCUUUUUCAAGAUUGUUCAUCUCGUCAUGUUUUGUCAUCGUCACGCGGUUGAUUUGACGCUUUAGUUUUGAAUGUCUUUUCAUUGUCACAGCCAUGUCAGCAACUUCAUUGUUUUUUUGUAAAGGACAAGUUGGAUGACAUUUCCUGCUUUGCUGUUUUUUUUUUGUAAAGCCAGGAUGUAUUUAUCUAUGGUGUUGUGAUGCAAAUACUUUUUGUUCACUAAUUACAAUAUUUAAGCUAAGUUGGUUAUGCUGUAUUGUACCUAAUAUGAGAAGGAGGUGUGGAUGAUAUUUGGUAAACUUAGGCAAUUCAACUAUCUUUGGAAUAUGCUACUUGUUUGGGAUGCUCUACAGGUAUUGAACAGCUUGGGCCAUUUUCUUUUUGAGUGUCAGCUAAGCUCAGUUCAAUGUUGAACAAUUCUUGAAUGUUAUUAUUGAAUCACAUUAACUAUGACCAAACACAAACCUUUUGCAUUUACAGUAAAUUCAUACAUACAUACAACAACUCCUGUUUUAUUUCUAGAAGUGAAAUUUAUCCCUAAAGAAAAAAAUUGACAUUUUGGGAUCGUAUGGAUACAUCAAUAGCUGCUAGUUUUCACCUAAAUCAGUGUAACACUAGUAAUGAAAAAAAUAUUUGCUUAUCUGGUUCUGUUACAACAAUAAGCUACCAAAAUCACCUAAUUUCUAUCUAAUUAUUUAACAGGUUGUGUUUUUUUUGUUUUAUUUGGGUUAACUCUUUUUUUUGCUAACUAAUGAUAGGCUAAACAACACCUAGACUUGAGGCCAGAUGUAACUUUGCAUUUUACAAGCUAUUAAAUUUGUUUUUGUGACAAAGCAAGGAUCAGACAAAAUAUCAAUAACUUUCCAAAGUAAUGAAAGCUUGUUAGGCAUAUGCCACUAUUAGAUAGCCAGGAUGGUAAUUAUCUGUGGCUGUGUAAUAGACAGAUAACAUUAUAGUGGUAUAUGAUAUAAUGUUCCUUGUGUUUUACUCGUUUUCUAUUGGCAUUAAAUUUAAAAUUAAUGCUUCUAAAGUAAAAUAAAUGCUUGAUAGUAAGAUGUAACUAUUGGCUAGCCAGCAUGAAAGUUAGCACUGGCUUUGGCUAAACUAGAUUAAACCCAGAAAAGACUCCAUUUCAACACAAAAAAGUUAAUCUAUGUGUUUAAAAGUUUCAUAUUUUGUUGAAUAUAUUUUACUAAGCAUCAGACAGAAUAUUAAUUCAUCUCUAAAGUAACAUGUGU
Messenger RNA from Fundulus heteroclitus (mummichog), 3848 nucleotides. Its product is annotated as poly(rC)-binding protein 3. Gene Ontology annotation, molecular function: mRNA binding. Bases 326 to 1384 code for a protein of 352 amino acids. The record is from RefSeq and is a predicted model, not a curated record. Gene Ontology annotation, biological process: regulation of RNA metabolic process; regulation of gene expression. NCBI's taxonomy places the organism in Eukaryota, Metazoa, Chordata, Actinopteri, Cyprinodontiformes, Fundulidae. The transcript has 13 exons. Gene Ontology annotation, cellular component: nucleus; cytoplasm.